Molecule: messenger RNA, 944 nt
Organism: Manduca sexta (tobacco hornworm)
Lineage: Eukaryota; Metazoa; Arthropoda; Insecta; Lepidoptera; Sphingidae
Exons: 5
Coding region: 43-798 (251 amino acids)
Source: RefSeq, a predicted model, not a curated record
UACGGCAGUGGAUCUGACAUCGGCAAAUCAUGCUUCUUCCCAAUGCCGUACACGCUCAGUUCGGCUAUCGAUGAAUACCAUUGGAUAGAGUAUGAUGCACCGGUAACAGUCCUCCCAAAUAUCUUUAUGUACUGCGCAUCUGAUAAUGUUGAAGUGUGUCUACUUUUCACCGAAGAAGGCUUCGUAGCUGGUUUACAGAUUGCUGCAGAGAAAAAUAAGUUCCACGAUUCGAUGCUCGACUGGCACAUUCAAGGCUUCACGACAUGGAAGGUCGAAGUGGACGGUGUUCAGAGAGAAUUCUGGACCACUCAGCAGUAUUAUAUGUCGAAGGAAUUAUUGGAAUUGAGCAGCGAAGAACGCGUCGCAUCGUAUGACUCAAGCAAACUGGUACAAGGAGACGCAUUCUGGGUAUCCGGAUUAUACGGAAAGUUACGCAAUAUUUCCAUGACCGACACGGGAAUGCUGAAGGAAGGAUUCGUUCUAAAUAACUGUAUUGAUAGAAUGGGCCACCAUUACUAUUACAACAUGACUAAGCAGCUACCCUGCACAUCCGAAAUGAUAUUCCCCUGGUCUCCGUUGGUGAUGAAUAAUACAGUGAUCGGAGUCGCCUUGAACCUCCUUGUAAGAAGAGAAGAAGAUAGCAGUGGGAUCAAUUACUUUGAAAAAAACAUUGAAGCUGGGAUAAGGUUGACUGUGACCACGGGCCCAGAGUGUUUGUUCGCCGCCGCUGAUGACCCUGGAAUCGUCACUUUGCACGUUUACUUUAUACCUGACGCCUAUCUGAUUACCUGCCCAUAGUGGUAUGCUAACUGUACCUACAUCUGUUAUCAAUUUGUUUGCCAAUAAAGGUUCAAUAUUGAUAUUGAUUUAUAUCUUGAGUCAUUGGAUGUUUGAUGCUAUACUACGGUAAACGUUCAAUAAUGCAAUAAAUAAGUCAUAUAAUA